ACAUCUCCCGGGCACUGAAUGAAACUAGGAGGAAAUUCCAUUAUUUUAUAGAAAGAAAUAUGGCUUCUAAUGGACAAACAGCGGGCGUAGAUGCAUACAAUGCUGGUUAUGACCAAUACGCUGGACGGAAUCCUCCAAACCAAGGAAUGUCAAACCCUGAAAACGCUGGUUAUAACCAAAAUGGUGGACAGCAUCCUCCAAAUCAAGGCCCACCAAAUCCUUAUUCUGCUGGAUACAAUCAACCUCCACCCCCAGCAUACACAGCUAACCCUCAUGGCUACCCCGGAGGUCAAGGCUACCCCGGAGGUCAAGGUUAUCCGACAGUUCAUCCUGGCUAUGGUCACCCACCUCCUGUUGUACAGCAGCCUCAUCACCAGACAACAAACGUCGUGGUGACAAACAAUUCGUGUCCCUCGGUCCUUUUCGUCAGAAGACGAUUCCACAGUGAUUAUCUUGUUCCUGCUAUUUUGGCAUGUUUUUUCUGUUCCCCUCUGACUGGGAUUCCCGCCAUUAUUGCGGCACUUAUUGCGAGAGACAGAUUUGACAAUGAAGACAUAGAGGGUGGGCGCAGCACCGCCAGAUGGGCCUUGGGACUAACAUUGCUUUCCGUAUUCCUCGGGAUCGGUUGCUACAUUCUCUUGAUAGCACUCACAGUGUCUAAUUCGAGAAAUGAGAAUUAUGGCUACUGAAAGAUUCUCUGAAAACAAAUUCAGUCUGCUUUGGAUUUCUGUAUAAUUGUCAUGAGGGUCGCUUAUAUACACUGUACGAACUGAUCAAUGUUAAACAUUCCUGUUAAGAGUUUAAAAACAAACAGUAGUUAGUUAGUAAACGUGUAGUUGGUAGAAAACUGAAGUUUUCUCUGGUUAUUGUAAGUUUAUUAAUUAAUGUUACUCUUAUAUACAUGUACUUUAACUUUGCAAAUAUACGGUAAAAACUGCGAUUUUUUUCUCAUAAAUAGACAAAACAAAAGAGUAUAAUUUUAGUAGAGAAAUUUUUAUAUUCCAUGUUGUAUUGAAAAAAGCAAGCUACCCUAACACAAAAAAGUUCUAUAGUAAACUAUAGUUUACAGUAGUAUCAGAGUUUUCACUAUAGUAAAUCAAAGUUUUUACUAGAGUUGAUUGAAGUAUUUUUGCUCUGAAUUUCUGAUCAUUAUAUUUUAUUCUUUUAAAUUCCUACAAGUAGUUUUCUUGAAUAAUGAAAAGGAAAUAUUACUUGUAUAUUUACAUAUUAUUUCAAAAAAUUACAUGAUUGGUAUUCAAUUUUAAAAAAUUAUUAAGGCUCCAAAUCUUUGAAAAAGUUCUGGGGUAAAGUGUCAUAGUAAAUCAAAAGGAUCAAAGUAUUUACUAUAGUUAAAUAUAGAAAACUGUAGUUAACUAUAAUAGUAAACUAUAGAUUACUAUUGAUAGUAAAUUUUUGUUUAAAAAAAUACAGUAUUGCACUUCAUUCAAAUUGUAGCUCAAAAAUAACCAGUGGGUUUUUUUUUCAGUUAUAAGCUUGUAACAAUGGAUAUAUUUUUUUGUUUUAUUAAAUGUUUCUUUGUUUUAUGGGCUUUUUCUUUUGAAAAUAUAUCAUACUCCAGGCACAAUAUAUGUUCCAAUAAAUAUCGUUGUAUUUAUAUCUGUAUUCUGUUACAGGAAGUGAUAAAGUGAAUGCCAAUAAUUACUUUUUUUAAAGAGAUAUGUAUCUACAUUUCACCCUGUGUAAGCUUUUGUAACUUAAUUUUAAAAAUAAAAUAUCGUUUCAUUGUCACCAAGAAAUCAUAAAUUAGUAUGAGGCACAGAUAACCUCUUCAGAUUGCAUACUUAUCCUAAGGGACGUUUCACAAUUGCUUGUCAAUAAACAAUUUUCUGCAAAUGA
Molecule: messenger RNA, 1857 nt
Organism: Saccostrea echinata
Lineage: Eukaryota; Metazoa; Mollusca; Bivalvia; Ostreida; Ostreidae
Exons: 6
Coding region: 60-689 (209 amino acids)
Cellular component (GO): membrane
Source: RefSeq, a predicted model, not a curated record